Asparagus officinalis (garden asparagus) is the source of this 2649-nucleotide messenger RNA. Its product is annotated as nicastrin. Gene Ontology annotation, cellular component: membrane. The transcript has 16 exons. The coding region runs from base 80 to 2077 and encodes 665 amino acids. Gene Ontology annotation, biological process: protein processing. The record is from RefSeq and is a predicted model, not a curated record. NCBI's taxonomy places the organism in Eukaryota, Viridiplantae, Streptophyta, Magnoliopsida, Asparagales, Asparagaceae.
AGCACUUCAUACCACUUGUCUGGCUCCGUCUUCGCACUUGAUGUUGGGGUGAACUGAAGGGCUGCUAUCUCGCGUGAAAAUGGCCAAAUCCCCGCCGCCGAUGCUGCUUUCAAUCCUUUUGUUCCUAAUUCCAACUCAUCGAGUAAAUGGAGAGAGCAGCACGUUGGAGUCCGUGCCUGAUCUUGAGAAAGCAAUGUACUUGAAUCUUGAAGCAUACGCAUGUGUUCGGCUUUUGAAUCUCUCGGGUGAAAUUGGUUGUUCAAAUCCUGGCCGUGGAAAAGUUGUUGCGCCCAUUUCGAGAUUAAAGGACGCUCAGGACCAGUUGGCGGGUGCACGGGCGCUUUUGGUGCCCCUAGCAGAAAUGAGAAGUUUCUUUCACAGGGUUUCUAAUGAUCCACAUUUUGCAAAAAAUAUUGCUGGUGUUUUGGUCGACUCGACCGGACCACAGAAAAUUUUGGCCGGGUUUUCACCAGCUGAGAAAUUUCCACAAGCUGAAUUUGCACCAUAUCGGGACCUCAGUUACGGAUGGAACCUUGCUGGUUCUGGUAUUAUGCGGAAUCACUACAAUUUCCCUGUAUUUUUACUCUCUGAGGAGAGUACUUCAAUGGUGCAAGAGACUGUAGCUACAAAUGAGAAGAGCAAAAAUGCUUAUCCAGUAGGUGUUGCAGAGUUUGACCUAGCCAUGCAGACAACAAAUGCUGGAACACGUGAUUCUGAAUCUUGUCUCAGAGAGAGGACUUGUUUGCCGUUAGGUGGAUACAGUGUCUGGUCUUCACUACCACCGAUAAAUGUUUCGUCUUUGGAGUCACCAAAGCCUAUCUUGAUGGUGCUUGCUUCUCAAGAUUCUGCCUCCUUUUUUCGUGACAAAAGUCUUGGUGCUGAUUCUCCAUUGUCUGGAUUGAUUGCAAUGCUGGCUGCAGUUGAUGCUCUUUCUCAUGUUGAUGGCUUGGAUGAGUUUAAAAAACAGAUUGUUUUUGCGGUUUUCACUGGAGAAGCUUGGGGAUACCUUGGUAGCAGGAGAUUUCUACAUGAACUAGAUUUGAGUGCAGAUGCUGUUAAUGGCCUUAAUGGCACCAUGAUUGAGCAGGUCUUGGAGAUGGGAUCUGUGGGGAAAGGCUUUGGUCAAGGUGCCACAACUUUCUAUGCUCACCUGCAAGGGGAUUCAUCUGCUAGAAAAGAAAUCUUAAGUGCUUUCCAGACUGCCAGUAAUUCGCUUGGUUCAGACAAUGUUAAUGUCAAAGCAGCAGAUGAAUCAAAUCCUGGUGUACCUCCAUCUUCGAUAAUGUCAUUUUUAAGAAAGAACUCUUCAGUUUCAGGAGUUGUUUUGGAGGAUUUUGAUACUUCCUUUGCCAACAAGUUUUAUCACAGCCAUCUGGAUAACCCUUCAAAUAUCAACUCGUCAUCAGUAGCUGUGCUGGUUGCUCGUGCCAUUUAUGUUAUGGCUAGUGGCCGCUCACCAUUAGAUCUUAUGACAUUAAACUCCAUUAAAGUUAAUGUCUCAAUGGUUGAAGAACUGGUGGGAUGCCUGUUGACUUGUGAUCCCGGCCUUUCUUGUGACAUUGUGAAAAAUUUUAUUUCCCCUAGCAGUUCCUGCCCAAAUCACUAUGUUGGUGUUUUUCUUGAUUCACCUUCUGACACAGAGCAUCCUCAGUAUGCCACUGAUACUUCUAGAUUUGUCUGGAACUUUUUGGCGGAAAAGACAUCCACUCCAAAGAAUAAUUUAAGUUCCUGCACAGGAGAGUGUAGCAAUAGUUAUGAAGUAUGCAUAGGAGCAGAGACGAAUGGAGGUAGAUGUGUGAUCUCCACAACCAGAUACAUUCCAGCAUAUUCUACACGGCUAAAGUUUGAGGAUGGAUCAUGGCAUGUUAUGCCUGUGGACGCCUCUGAUUCGAUGGGCGCAGUGGAUCCAGUAUGGACAGAAAGCUUUUGGGAUACAAUUGGAGUGCGAGUUUAUACAGUUCAAAGUUCAUCAUAUGAUCGCCUUAUUCUUGUUGCUGGAGUGAUUCUCACCGUAUCUUCUUACAUUGCAGCUACCUACAUCAGAAAUUACCUCUCGAAAGCUCUAAAGAGGGAUUGAUACACAAGAAAGCAAAGGUUUGGACAAUUAUAUUACGGGAUUCUGUAUUAUUUUGCUUGAAGGCUGUGAAACAAGUGGAUUGGUCUGGGUUUUAUUCCGGGUUUACUUGAGCUACAGAAUGUACUUUUACAUGUGUAGCGUAGAGUUAACAUAGUUGCUGGAAGUACCAAUUUUACACGUAAAAAGGAACUAUUUAUCUAUUUACCUGUAGAUAUCAAGCUCUAGUGGUCUUUUAUCAGCGUGCAAAGUGUUAUGGUUAUUUACCACAAUUCAGCGGGAACUUUUGAAAAUUGUGAGCAUGACGAAUUAUGAUGGCUAAUGAUUAACAGGGAGAAAGAUGCAUGAGCAAAAUAUAUCAUGUCCAGGAAUGAAAGAUUCUCUUUUAUGGUCCAAGAAGCAUGUGAUGUACUUUCCUUAUACUUCUCGGAGCAAAUAAUUGAGAGUAAGGUGAUCUGGACUAUGUAGUGGCGUGAUAAAAUGUCGAAACCAUCUCCCUCCUUGGUAUCUUUACAGAUUGGAAAGCUCUGUACCGUGUGGAACGUUCUGAUAGGAUUUCUGCUUAAUUUUAUUGA